GUCUUCAGCAUUUUUAGAAUUUUGAAAACUUCUCAAAAUUGUACAGCUGUUACGAAUCUUCAUUCUUCUUGCACGACAGUACAGUAAGAGAGUUCUCUUGGUAGAUUCGGUGUGCUACCUCGGUUGGGAAUUUAGUGCCCGUAUUGCAAAAGCGAGAUGUCUGGAGUGGCUGUUACAAACUUUUCUGGUGUGUUUGAGGGCAAGACAGUCUACUUUCAUGUACUGAAAUUGAAGGGCAGUUUCUAUCUGUGGAUUGGAGAUGAGAAAGGCUCACUGGACUCGCUCUGCAUGUCGGCGAAAAACCCCUAUAGCCCAACACCAAUUUCAACGACCAUAGUGAAAGGCGGUGGAGAGAGACUGUUUGGCGAACGACUGGCUGGGAAACUCAGCACGAAAACCGGAUUGCUAUGCUACGUCAGCUGCAGCCUACCAUCCAACAGUGAAGCAGCACUGCUACAGUUUGCUGAGGGUCGCAUCGUCGAGGAGAUUGCGGUCAGCCCGGCAGCUUUCGGAAUUGAAGCUCAUUAGUUUGGCAGCAUCAUGCAGGAAGUUCUGCAACAUCAGCUCCAGAUAAGAGCUCUAGAAGGGUGUGAUUUGACACGGCCGCAGAAGCACAUGUGCCAUUUCUAGCGGUCCUGCACUGUGGAGUGUACCGCACACCCAUUGGUGGUGGUGGGGUUCCAGGAGCCAGCGUUACCGAGCCGAGCUGACCGGAGCCCUGCCUUUUAUCACUGUCAGCAGCAGCCAGCACCAGUGCUUACUCACUACGUUUACCACAUGGGAACGACUGUGAAAACAACGCUGCUACAACACAAGCCAGCAUUUCACACGUCGUGCAAGGCGGGGCUGCUCGUCCGCUUCUGGAUUUCAUCCCAACAGACAUUCUCAUGGCCCACCUGGUGUGCAUGGUGGAUUCUGAAUCGGGGGCGUAGUAGCUGCUGCAUCAGUCACGGUGAAUUAGCUCUGCUCUGAUCCAGCUAGAAACGCAGCACCCACUAGCCACCCUUUCUUGAUACUGAUAUUUGCAUACGAAUUUUCCCUUCCCUGAUUUGAACACCAAUUGACAGUCUGGAUUGUGGUUAUUUUCAUUAAACUUCUCUUCGAAAUUUAGUGAAAUCCACAAGAUCAUUUAGCGUGUCUAAGAAAAAAGGUAACGAAUUAGAGCAUAA
Sycon ciliatum is the source of this 1169-nucleotide messenger RNA. RefSeq names its product proteasome assembly chaperone 4-like. The transcript is spliced from 3 exons. Bases 157 to 528 code for a protein of 123 amino acids. Lineage: Eukaryota; Metazoa; Porifera; Calcarea; Leucosolenida; Sycettidae. Gene Ontology annotation, biological process: proteasome assembly. The record is from RefSeq and is a predicted model, not a curated record.